CCGCUCCGCACAUAGACUCCGAACCAUUCGAAGACUACCACCACUAGCCAGAACCCCCGCUCGACCAUCUCCCCGUCUCUCUUGUUCGUGUGUGUCGCCACUGUCGUCGUCGUCCAGUGCCAGAACCCUGAGAAGCUAGCCUGUGCCCUGGACAACUGUUCCUGAAAUUCCACAAAUGGACAUGGAUCAGAAGCCAUUUGUCGACUAUGGCAGCUAUUGCUAUCCCACUGCUGCCACAGCGCAGGAUUUUACUGCUAGAUCCCAAGUUUCACCAUAUUUCUAUAAUUUCUCAACUUCAACCGCCUCGUCAAUGUAUUCUCAACAGCCGACGCAUUUCAUGUAUCCACAAGCGGCAGCAAGUUCACCGGAAGACCAAAUGACGACGAAAAUUAUCGAAGGUGGCGAAGUGAAAAUUAACGGCAAGGGAAAGAAAGUGAGAAAACCGAGGACGAUAUAUUCUAGUCAGCAGUUACAAACGCUUCAGAAACGAUUUACCAAAACGCAAUAUUUGGCGCUUCCGGAUCGGGCAUCCUUAGCCGCCGAGCUUGGCCUUACCCAAACCCAGGUGAAAAUCUGGUUCCAAAACCGUCGUUCAAAGCAGAAGAAGUCGAAAGGUAGCGUGGAACGAACUUCGGAUGAAGAAGGCGAGUCAGAAGACCGGGCCGAUUCAACUCCACCAGAAGAGGGAACUUCGACGACAACCCAACAGGACUGGCAACAUAUGACGGGUUUGGCCCCGUCAACGUUGCCAUCGGCGGGUUUGCCUCCUACGGGGCUUGGACCGUCAUCGCUUCCGCCAACAGUGCUGCCACCGCCACCGCAACAGGCCCAAGUACCGCCAAGCGGAUUGAUGCCACCACCGUUGAAUACCCCGUUGUCCACUUAUGACCCCGUCAAGUACUCUUCGGACGAGUUAAAGCCGUUCUAUGAUCAAACCGCCUAUUAUCAGCCGUACAUUCUACCACACUCAGGGUAUAAUGGUUACUAGUGACUUUUCUCUAAUUUUCAUAGUCGUAUGCUGCGUCUGGAGUUGCCGGUGCCAGUACCGCGCCAAAGUCGUGCCGUAAGUAUGCCAGCGAGUUUGAUAUAUCAACAAGCAAUGUGUCUACACUGGCGCGACGCUAGCACUGCGCUGGCACAGUCAACUCUGGACUUAGCCUUAGUUUUCCCUCACCAAGUUUCAUGGGCCAAGCUUGCUUUACAAUGAUUUGAAUGAAUUCGAAUGAUCUUCACACAUUAUGUUGGCUCCUCACUCGUCAACUCUCUAUAGUUUUUGGGGCUUGUGAAGCCUAAAAGAGCCGAAAAAACCAAAUUUUUACCAUCCCUGUGCUUUAUU
This is a messenger RNA of Cylicocyclus nassatus, 1336 nucleotides long. Lineage: Eukaryota; Metazoa; Nematoda; Chromadorea; Rhabditida; Strongylidae. The record is from the annotation of a GenBank genome assembly.